Messenger RNA from Mirounga angustirostris (Northern elephant seal), 5187 nucleotides. RefSeq names its product synapse defective Rho GTPase homolog 2 (gene SYDE2). Gene Ontology annotation, biological process: regulation of Ras protein signal transduction; signal transduction; cell migration. Lineage: Eukaryota; Metazoa; Chordata; Mammalia; Carnivora; Phocidae. The transcript has 7 exons. Gene Ontology annotation, cellular component: synaptic membrane. Bases 147 to 4010 code for a protein of 1287 amino acids. The record is from RefSeq and is a predicted model, not a curated record. Gene Ontology annotation, molecular function: GTPase activator activity.
GAGGAGCCCGCGAGGGCCAGCGCCGGUCAUGGGGAGCCGCCGCCGCCGCCGUCGCCGCCGCCGCCUCCGCGAGCGCAGAUUUCUCCCGAACUGGGCGCCGUCCUCUUCCCGCAGCAGGGGCGAGCCUGGCUGUUGAGGCGGAGGGGAUGGCGGACCCUCUGAGGAGGACGCUGUCCAGGCUCCGGGGGAGGCGGAGUCCCCGCGCCGCCGGGGGGCUCGGGCUCCGGGCGGCGGCUGCAGCUACCGUGACGGCCUCCGCGGUUGCCGAGGGAGACGCUGGCCGUGCCCCGGACGCCUGCCCAUGCGAGCACGCCCGCGGAGCCCGGCCGAGCGGGGAGCAGCCCCCUCCGUCGCCGCAGGCGUGGGGUCCCGAGGCGCGGGUCCCGGGAGGGCGCCCGGAGCAGUGGGGAGCGCUCGGGCCUCGUCAGCGCGGCGGGAAGGAGGCCCUCUCCUCGGGUCGCGGGCUCACUCGCCCCUGUCUGCACGCCCCGCCGGGCUCCGAAGGCAGCGGAGACGAGGAGGACGACCGGGAGGACGACGACGACGACUACUACGAGAACCUGCCCGGCGGCUCCCAGUCGGCGCCCAAGCCUGAGGGGGCGGAGGCGGAGCGGUGGCCCCCGCCUCCCCCGGCGGCGGGCUCCUCCCCGGGGGCGGAGGGCGGCCGCCUGGAGACAGGCAGGCUGCAGACCCAGUUGCGAGAGGCCUAUUAUUUGCUGAUCCAGGCCAUGCACGACCUGCCCCCUGACUCGGGCGCGCGGCGGGGCGACAGGGGUUGGGCGGAUCGCGGCUGCCUUGUGGGAGCCCGGGCUCUGGGCCAGCCGCCUUCCCCCUGCGGCGCUGCGGACCGCCGAGCCUGCCCCCAAGACUGGCAGCGGGGAGGCGGUGGCCGCCCUCGGCAGCAGGUGUCCCCGCCCCGGUCGCCUCCAAGGGAGCCGGGGGGAGGUCGCCUGCGGACUCCUCGGAUGCGGCUGUCCUGCAGCAGAAGCCUCGAGAGCCUCCGGGUGGGUGCCAAGCCUCCUCCCUUCCAGCGGUGGCCGAGCGACAGCUGGAUCAGGUGCGGCGCGCGCGGAGACCUGGGCGAGCCCCCGCCACGUGGAGGCGGGAUGGACGGCUGGAGCGGAGGCAGCGCUCCGGCCGCCGCGCCCUCCGGCCUCCUGACUCGGGGCUCCAAGGACCCCGGCCGCUCCUCGGGAAGCCCUUUCAGGGAUCCUGCGGGGUCCGCUGUGGUACGCAGCGGCAAAGGAGACGGCCAGGAGGGGCUCCCCUUCCUCAAGCCUCCCGCGGUGACAGUCAAGAAGCUGCAAAAGUGGAUGUACAAAGGACGUCUGCUGUCCUUGGGAAUGAAGGGUCGCUCCCGGGGGACACCCCCCAAAGUCACGGGAGCGCAGGCAACCUCUCCAAAUCUGGGCCCUUUGAAAGUGCGCGAGAGCCAACUCCUCUCCGUGCCUCCAGAUCAAAGAAUUACUCUAACAGAUUUAUUUGAAAACGUCUAUGGGUCUUCAGUGAAGAGAAGAGAACUUGAAGAUCUGAAGGAUAAUAUUGGAUUCAGAGGUCAUAAGCCACUUAACAGCAUCACUGUGUCAAAGAAACGCAAUUGGCUAUAUCAGAGUACUCUGCGAUCUUUUAAUUUGGAAGAGGAAAAUAAGAAAUGCCAAGACAUAAGUCACUUAUCCAUCUCACCCAAAUAUCAGCUAUCACGGCCUUUCUUCAAGUCAUCUGAGGAAUACUGUACAUAUAUGGUGUGUGAUGCUACAAAUUCUUCAUUAUCAAGAAACUGUUCUUUAGACUUUAAUGAGGAAAAUGAUGCAGAUGAUGAAGGAGAAAUAUGGUACAACCCCAUUCCUGAGGAUGACGACUUUGGUUUAUCAAAUGCCUUGAGUUUUGGUGAGGCAGACCCUCCUGUUCUGAAGUUUCCUGCAGUUAGUUUGAGAGUAUUGUCUGGUAGUGACCUAAUGAAAACAGAGCAGUACACUGAAGACUUGCUGUGCUCUCCAGAACUCAGAACCACACAGUCCAAUGAAACAAAUCCUGUAGAGUCCAUCCAUUCCCCAGAGUUCAUGCAGCAGUUCAAGCAAAGGCUUGGACACAAGACGCAAGAAGGUAUCAUGGUAGAGGAGAGUCUCAUGUUGAAAUCUCCUUUUGCAGGUCCUGGGAUCCUAGCUGCUACAAAUAAGACUGAAUUGGGAGUGCCAGAGCCAUCUUCUCCAAGCCCUAGCCCUGUGAAAAAAAGUAGCUCAAUUAACUGGUCUUUCCCAGAUAAAAUAAAAUCUCCACGAACUGUGAGGAAACUUUCCAUGAAAAUGAAAAGGUUGCCAGAACUUAGCCGAAAGCUGAGCGUCAAAGGAACUUUGAAUCAUAUGAACAGUCCAGAUAAUACUCCUUCCUUGUCUAAAUGUAACUGUCAAGAAAUGCAUCAUGCUGAUAUUCUACCUUCUGGGAACACAACCACAGCUGCUAAGAGGAAUGUUAUAAGUCGGUACCAUCUGGAUACCAGUGUAUCUUCUCAGCACAACUACCAGAAAACGACGUUUAUGAGUUCUAAGUAUUCGUGCAAAGGUGGUUACCUCAGUGAUGGAGAUUCACCUGAACUUAUAACUAAAUCUAGCAAACAUGGAUCUGAAAGCAAAUUUGGAAAGGGAAAAGAAAUAAUUCCAAAUAGUUGUAACAAGAAUGAAAUAGACAUUGAUGCUUUUAGACAUUACAGUUUUUCUGAUCAACCUAAGUGUUCACAGUACAUAUCUGGGCUCAUGAGUGUGCAUUUCUAUGGUGCUGAGGAUUUAAAACCACCCCGGAUAGACUCAAAAGAUGUCUUCUGUGCGAUUCAGGUAGAUUCAGUAAACAAAGCAAGAACAGCUUUGCUCACAUGUCGGACAACAUUUUUAGACAUGGAUCAUACUUUCAACAUAGAAAUUGAAAAUGCACAGCAUUUGAAAUUAGUAGUGUUCAGUUGGGAACCGACUCCAAGAAAAAAUCGAGUGUGUUGUCACGGAACUGUUGUUCUUCCCACUUUAUUCAGAGUGACAAAGACACAUCAGUUGGCUGUCAAACUUGAGCCUAGAGGUCUUAUUUAUGUGAAAGUGACUCUUCUGGAACAGUGGGAGAAUUCUCUUCAUGGACUGGAUAUAAACCGAGAACCAGUAAUAUUUGGUGUUGAUAUUCGAAAAGUUGUAGAGAAAGAAAAUAUAGGACUGAUGGUGCCACUCCUGAUACAAAAAUGUAUUAUGGAAAUUGAAAAGAGAGGCUGUCAGGUGGUAGGCCUGUACCGAUUAUGUGGUUCGGCAGCAGUCAAGAAAGAACUUCGAGAGGCUUUUGAGAGAGAUAGCAAAGCUGUUGGUCUGUGUGAAAACCAGUACCCAGAUAUAAAUGUAAUAACAGGCGUUCUUAAGGACUAUCUAAGAGAACUUCCUUCUCCCCUGAUAACAAAGCAGCUUUAUGAGGCUGUAUUAGACGCAAUGGCAAAAAAUCCUUUGAAAAUGUCGUCAAGAGGAUGUGAGAAUGACCCAAGUGACUCUAAGGACACUGUUGACCUGCUUGAUUGUCUUCCUGAUGUUGAGAAGGCAACCCUAAAGAUGUUGCUGGAUCAUUUGAAAUUGGUGGCUUCUUAUCAUGAAGUGAAUAAGAUGACUUGCCAGAAUUUGGCCGUGUGCUUUGGACCAGUAUUAUUAAGUCAGAGGCAAGAGACUUCCACCCAUAACAACAGAGUCUUUACUGAUUCAGAGGAACUUGCAAGUGCUUUGGAUUUUAAAAAACAUAUUGAAGUUCUUCAUUACUUACUUCAACUCUGGCCAGGAACUGCUCUUUUGGAGCUGGAACAGAUGUUUCUUACAGAAGAACGUGGCAGCUGCUCUGUCCGGUUUGCAGUGAGUCCACAUACUCUGCAACAUCAUUUGAUCAUAUUUCAUUUGCAAUGCAAAUGCUGCUAUAAAAACCUUUUUAUAAAUAAAAGUAAAAUUAUACAGAUAUUAAUGUAUUCUGUAUUAACAUUCAGUAAUUAUUUAAGCUUAUAAAAAUUAAGUAUUUUUAUAAUCCUGAAAAUGUGUCUAUUUAUAAGUGCAUAUAUGGAUAGAUAUUAGAAUGGGGGAGGCAUUGGCUGCAGAAUCACAUGUAUCUUUAAAGCAUAUAUGUCGUGAGGCCAAAAUUAUUAACUUAAAAUGUCUUUUUCAGGGAAAGAACAUUUAAGUUAAAGGAGUUCUGUAGAAACACUUGAACCAAAACACUAGAAGCAUCUGAAUAGAAAUAAUAGACUUUCUUUUUUUUGAUUCAUAGAAAGUCACAAUAUCCCUAGUGAGAAGUCAUCUUUUAAAUUGAAAUCCUCUAAUUUCUUAAGGGAUUAAGAGCCCAGAUUUCUGUACUAGUGAUUUACAUUAAAAAAAAAUCUUCACCUGUUCUAUGCAUUUUUAUGUUCUGCUUUUUAAAACAAAGUAAUUAUACUUUAAACGUAUUUAUUUGUAGUAGUACAUUGAUAACAUUGACUUUAUAAUUACCUUCAUUUGUUUCUAAAGAAAUCUUGCCAACAUACUCCAUGUUACUGAUUUUGAAAAAUUAAUUCAUUUUGGCUAAGUAUAUCUACAAGAUAGUCACUAUAGCAAUCAUAGCAGUGUUUGAAAAAUGUAAAUUUAGAAGACUUUUUUAUUAAAUUGGAAUGUAUUUUUUUUAAUUUUUAUACCCACAGAACAUGUAAUUUUAAAAUUAUAAAAUUUGAAUCAACAACUUAAAGAUGUAGCAAGCCAUUAGAAAACGGACUUCUUGAUGUUUUUCUAAAUAUUGAAGUAUUUAACUAUUUCUACGUAAUAUACAUUGAUAAACAGAACACCUUGUUAUUUAAUUUGAAAACUCAAUUGUUAAAAAGCCAGAUAAAUAACUAUUUUUAUAUGAAAAUUUAAUUUUUUAAAGCUUUGUAUAACAAUUCCGAAGAAUACCAAAAGAAUAUGUGACAGAGAUAUAUAUUGAGUAAACAGUCAAAAGAAAUGUGCUUUAAAUGUUUUUGUUUGGGGCUCCUGGGUGGCUCAGUUGUUAAGCAUCUGCCUUCGGCUCAGGUCAUGAUCCCAGGGUCCUGGGAUCGAGCCCUGCAUCGGGCUCCCUGCUCAGCGGGAAGCCUGCUUCUCCCUCUCCCACUCCCUCUGCUUGUGUUGCCUCUCUCUCUGUGUCUCUGUCAAAAUAAAUAAAUAAAAUCUUUUCAAAAAA